AUGGCUUCGACGAAGUCCAUUCCCAAGCGGAAAACUAAGUCGACUGCGAUUCAGCUCGGAAAACUCCGUGGAUUUCAAAUCCCAGAUAGCAUUGCUGAAUGGGAAGAAAUUAUUUCCCAGAACCCACACCUUAGGAAACUCACAAUCAAUACUCUCCCGUCCGACUUCAUUGCAUCUGCAUCCAAGGCGUCGGAGUCUCAAUAUCUUAUGCUGCGCUCUUUUAGGGAGUUUACUAUGUCUGCACAGGACUUACUUGAUGAAGCACCCAAAUUUGGGCUCACGCCUGCAAUUUUACAAUCUGCAGAAGGCAUUCUCGAGCGUCGAUUUUUGCAACUCGUGGGGACUCCUACAUCGAUCGACGAUAUUUCCGAGCAUAGUCCGGGAUGGCCAGGCUCUUUUGCUGUUGUCCGACGUCUCCAUGAAGAAGUCAUGAGAAUCGAUGGAAUUAGCGAUUAUGAUCGGAAUCACCGCGAGUUGCCGAUUGCCGAAGAUGAGGCAACAGUGAAUACUGCGGCUAUUGUCUUUCUGCAGACCAUAUCGCACUUGUGGGUUCAUAACCGGGUGCACUUGACUUGCGGUGUAGUGAAUGAGUUCGAAGCAUUCACAGAUGGAGUUCUUCGCUCCAAGAGAGGGGACAACAAGUUCAGCAUCGUGGAAACUAAAAAGGCAUCUAGCGGCCAAGACCCUAAACGGAUCUCCAUACAAGAAACUUGCCAAUUGGCUUCCUGGCAUAUGGAAGAAUCGUCAAACAAAGAGGCUUGUUUCAAUGGACAGUAA
This is a messenger RNA of Penicillium maclennaniae, 777 nucleotides long. RefSeq lists its product as uncharacterized. The transcript is spliced from 3 exons. NCBI's taxonomy places the organism in Eukaryota, Fungi, Ascomycota, Eurotiomycetes, Eurotiales, Aspergillaceae. The record is from RefSeq and is a predicted model, not a curated record. The coding region runs from base 1 to 777 and encodes 258 amino acids.